GCUGCUUGAUGCCUAUUUUAGUCAAAACCUCCACUCCACUCGGAGGACGAACCGAGCACCCUUCCCUUCAGGCUCCUCUAGCAGGCGCAGCGGAGGCACAGGGCGCUCCCGUAAGGAGCGCGCCGGUGCUGACCGCCACCUUCGAGUCGAACGCUCUGGAGAAGGCGCCUGGCAGCGGCGACGCGGACAGAGCAACACUUUAAAAUAAAACAUCUACUUGCAUGUAGCAAAUAUAUUUAAGGCACUAAACAUAAAAAAUUAUGACUUUGUGGUUUUAAAGAUCUGGUUCAAUCAAUGAAUGAUGCCACAUGAUGAUUUAGUAUCAUGAAUCCAGACAUAGUGUGAAGCUAGUUCAAGAUGAACUUCAUCGAAGCCAGUUCAAUUACCACAGCCCCAUUAAACUUCAACCUGGACUUCAGAAAUGCCACCUCUGUGCCUUUGAAUGAAACUGUAUGUGAAAAUUGGAGAGAGAUCCAUCACCUGGUUUUCCAUAUGGCCAAUAUUUGCUUUGCAGUUGGGCUGGUUAUUCCAACAACUUUUAAUCUCCAUAUGAUUGUUUUACGAGCUAUGUUGUCAAUGGGGUGUGUACUUUUUAUCAUCUGGGCAGCCCUUUUUCGUUGUGCUGUGGAUAUGGUAAUCUGGAAUGCAGUAUUCCUUGUUGUCAAUUUUCUGCAUUUUAUAUACUUGCUGUACAAGAGGAGGCCGAUAAAAAUAAAUAAAGAGCUCAGUAGCCUAUACAAGAGAAUGUUUGAACCACUCCAUGUUCCUCCAGAGCUAUUUCAAAGAUUGACAGGACAGUUCUGCAAUAUUCAGACUCUAAAAACAGGUCAAGCAUAUGCUGCAGAAGAUAAAACUUCAGUGGAUGAACGAUUAAGUAUUCUACUAAAAGGAAAAAUGAAGGUCUCCUAUAGAGGACAUUUUCUGCAUAAUAUUUACCCAUGUGCCUUUAUAGAUUCUCCUGAAUAUCGAUCAACUCAGAUGAAUCGGGAUGAGAAAUUCCAGGUGUCAAUUACUGCUGAUGAUAACUGCAAAUUCUUAUGUUGGUCCAGAGAGAGAUUAGUGUAUUUUCUAGAAUCAGAGCCAUUUCUUUUUGAAAUAUUUAAGUAUCUUAUCGGAAAGGAUAUUACAAACAAGUUAUACUCAUUAAAUGAUCCAACCCUAAGUGAUAAGACAUCCCAAAAAAUAGAUCGCCAGCCCAGUCUGUCUUCCCAACAGUCUGUGAUGCAAAUGAGGAAUAGCAUGGCAAGUUCAAGCGAUGGUGAAGACGGAUUGCAACAUUUUCUCCGUGGAACCUCUAUUGCAUCUACCCUUCGCCAACCAUCUCCUUGUUUAAGAACAUCAUCCAAAAUGAAACCAAUUGAAGAAAGUGUGGAAGACGAUGUCUUUGAAGCUCCAUCUGCCACACCAUUUAAAGAUCAUGAGUGACUUCACAGGACAUUCAUGCAUUUGUUCAGAAGAAUUGCAACUAUAGAUGAUGGCUUUGUUAUUUGUGCUUUAAUUUUAUCGAUCUUUUGACUUUGUAGUAUCUAUGAGCAAACUUUCACCGAUCACUCAAACUGUAGUAACCUCCACUCCAACAAUCUUGUUUGUUUCAAUACAACUAAAAGACCUAAUUGGGGCCUCUUUAUUCUUGAAUGAAUGAAAUAUGAGGAACUAUGUGAGGAAUGGAGCAACUAUAUAUACACAGGGCAUUUAUGCACACAUCUGGCUCCUGUUCUAAAGUAAAUGGCAGCUUUCACAGCAUCUGGAGAGCUACAGGUGCAUUAGCCUAGGCCAGGGCUGUCAAACUCAUGACUCACAGGUUGGAUGUGUCAUGCGCUGGCCAUGCCCAUGCCCAGUUUGGCGAAGAGGGGAAAAGUCCCAAUAUGUCACAUAACACCACUGUGACGAUGCGAGUUUGACACUCCUGGCCUAGGCACAUAAGGGCGUUAACACAUAAUUACAUUGCAAUGAACCAGGUGGAUUAUAUGGAAAGUAGUCCCAGCAAAAUAUGUUUUUAGGCAAUAAGUAGGGUGUGAUUCUAAAGAGACUUAGCAGUGAUACAUCUGCACAAUAUCAAAAAUGUAGGUUUACUACAGUAUUGACCUGUAUCUCAUAAAUAUUAAAACCUUGGCAGCAGUAACUUGUUAAAUUAGCAAUGGAGAGGGUAGUUUCUAGCAUCCUUUCCUGUCUUGAAUUGGAAAAUGAUUACUAUUGUCAAAAACAAAAGUUCUGAUUAGGUAUUGUGUAGUAUGCUACUCACAUUCUGGCAUGUGUAUAAGUGAGCAGUUCUCAUUUUUCCUCACUUCCUUAUAGUGUCAGUAGGGUUGAUUCCAAGCAUACUUUUACACAUAAUUCUCUCUUGAUGAACUGGAACCAAUAAUGUUACAAUCAGCAGUGAUUAUGGUUCUUUUGGAUCAGUUUUUUUUGUGUGUGUUUAUACACACACACACACACACACACACACACACACAUAUAUGCCUUUAGGUGUGGCACAAUUGUGUUCAAAUAUUCAAAUAAAAGGUGUCUAUUGUAAUUAAAUUUGAAGCCUAAGUUAUUAGUAACUUUAAAACAAUAGACACCUUUCAAUGUCAUUUAUUUAUUGAAUUUAUUGGGGAUUGUUUUUAUUAUAUUUAUGUAGUGAAAAUUUUACACUAACAUCACUGAGUUAUAAACUAAACCUAUUUUAUAUAGAAAUAAGCAAGCAUACUUCCUAAAGACAGAAGCCAUCCAAGCUUACUAUUCUUUUAAAGUUUAUAUUAAUAUAGGAUUACUGGCACCAAAGUUAAAAUGAAUUUACGUGGCAUAAAAAUAAUACAAAGUUUGAGAUGGUCUCUUUCCAUCUUACCUAAUUCUAAAACAUAUUGGGAAGAUAAUCUUCCCCCCUUGAAGGAGAUGGGCCAUCUAAAAAUAUGAAAUACAAAUAAAUAAAAUGAAUACUAUGAGCAUAAAUAAAUACUUGCUUAUUAUUUACCUUUUUAUUAUUUAUUAUAAAUAAUAAAUGAUAAACACUUUUAUUCCCAUUCUUUAAAACUUUACAAUACAAUGCUUAAUUUUUUUCACUGAAAUUGGUGAUAGAUAACAGUAUUUAAUUUUAUUGUAAUAUAGCUGAUUCAGAAAAUAACUAGAAAUAGUCAUCUAUGGAGCUUGCACUGACAAGCAUCUUAAGGAAAAAGCUCUAAGGUAAAAGAAAAUACAUUUGUUAUGACAGAUGGCUCUAAAAUCAGCAAUUAUUUAUGUGAUAGCUAUCUUUGAAGAUCUUUGUAUACUGCACAGCUUUUGAAAACGGAAGUUUAGCAUUAAAAAUUCAAUGGUCAGUUUGUGACAUGGAACAAGUUUAUUUUUCUAGGUAUUUAAUUCUUUUGAUAAGAUGCUGCCAAAAUUGUAUCUCUGAUUAUUAUUAUUAUGGAAAAAAUGUACAGUUAUACAAUUCAGACAUAGUAAGUACUAGACUGGAUAAACCAAAACAAUUUUUUUAAAUGUGAAUUUACUAUGGUGCCAUUAUAAUUCACUGUUAUAAUUUCUGAUCAAGCUUGAACUGGAUUGAAUGUUUCAAACCUGAACAUAGGAGAAAAAAUGUAUAUAACUUUUUGGUACAAUAAAACUGUUAAAGAAAAGCAUAUGAUUUCAAAACUAAAUGUUUCUCUAUAUAAGCUCCCCUUCCAACAACCAAGCAACAGUUACCAUGGCCUAUAUGUGCGAUUCUCAUGGUACCAUGGCUAUAUUUUUAACCAUUCAGUGAAAUUAACCUUUGUGGCUGUAAUGGAUUUUUCCAAUGAAUUCAUUCCAGCAUUAGAAGUUACAUUUGGUUAUUGACAGGUUUGCCAUUAACAUUACCAAAUUAUAUAAUUAACAUUAACUCUGCACAUAAUUGAUUAGUCAUAAAGUAGCAACAUUGCUAUUUUGCCUGUUUCCUUUUCAAAUUUUCCUGGCUAAAUUUAUGAUUUUCCUUGCAACAACGUGUAAUAAAGUUUUUCAA
Ahaetulla prasina is the source of this 3958-nucleotide messenger RNA. It is a transcript of the gene POPDC1, whose product is annotated as blood vessel epicardial substance. The transcript has 9 exons. Bases 358 to 1425 code for a protein of 355 amino acids. The record is from RefSeq and is a predicted model, not a curated record. Gene Ontology annotation, molecular function: cAMP binding. NCBI's taxonomy places the organism in Eukaryota, Metazoa, Chordata, Lepidosauria, Squamata, Colubridae. Gene Ontology annotation, cellular component: sarcolemma.